CACUGGAGAUGAGCUAUUUGCUUGGCAUCGCUGGCGGCUGCUUGGCCGCGAUACUGAUUUUAAUCUGCCUCUGUAUUUAUGCAGUGCGCAGCAAGAAAUGCUGCUUCAAGGGUAGUUCCGGCUAUAAAUCAUCAGAUAAAGACAGUGAAAAAGCGGAUUUGAAAUCACGUUCGGACAGUACUAGUGGGCCACAGGGUGAUUCCAUUUAUACCACGCCAGCUGGCUUUCAUCAUCAUCAGCAGCAACAACAACAACAACAGCAGCAACAUCACCACCACCAACAACAACAACAACAACAAGGCCAACAACAGCAACCGCAUCAUCAUUUGCAAUCCGCACACGGAUCACCGGAAGCAAUGAAGGUACGCAUGGCUGCAAUGAUAUUACAGCCGCCAACUAGGGUCUAGC
This is a messenger RNA of Rhagoletis zephyria (snowberry fruit fly), 408 nucleotides long. RefSeq names its product ell-associated factor Eaf-like. The record is from RefSeq and is a predicted model, not a curated record. NCBI's taxonomy places the organism in Eukaryota, Metazoa, Arthropoda, Insecta, Diptera, Tephritidae.